AUGGUGCGUUUCGUGCCGCGCCUGGCGAAUGGCGAAGUCAUUAACAUAUCCUGGUCGCUGCGCAUCUAUCGCAGCACCAAUCACAUUUUCUGGCCCUUGGAUGGCAGCACGAGCAACUGCAGGCGUUGGCUUAACUACCUGCUAGUGCUCUUGGGUCUGCUCAUCUAUUUGCUGCACACGGACUUGGAGCUGCGUUAUAUACGCACAAAUGUGUACGAUCUGGAUGCUGUGCUCACCGGCAUGCCCACUUUUUUGAUAUUGAUAGAGGCGCAGCUGCGCAGCUUCCAUGCGCUGCGCUAUCGUGAAGAUCUGCGUCAGCUGCUGCAGCGUUUCUUCACUCAAAUCUAUGUGCCACGCCAGCAGCAUGCGCAGCUCUUUCGCCAAGUUGAGCGCAGACUUAUAAUCAUACGCACCGUUGCCGCUUCGUUUCUUAUUGCUGCACUCGGUUAUAUCUCAGCGCCUGUUUUCAUGCUCAUCAAGCAGCAGCGCAGCUAUAUUUUUCCCAUGGUGCCAGGCUUCAGUGAUCAGUCGUUGUUUGUCUUUGUGCCUUUGGUGCUGAGCAGCGCUUGGGUCGCCCUCAGCAUAGGCAGCAUGGAAUUUGGCGAGCCGCUGCUCAUUUGCGAGCUGACCACGCAUCUGAAAGCUCGCUAUGAAUUGCUGCAACGCGAUCUGGAGCAGUCUACGGCGCAACUGCUCAAAGCUCCAACACCUGCGCAGGUGUCGCGGCAGCUGCGUCAAGUGCUUGUGGCAACUCUUCGACGCAAUAUGCAACUGAAUCAGUUUGCCCAGCAGGUGGAGCAUCAGUUCACAGUGCGUGUGUUCAUUAUGUUCGCCUUUAGUACGCUGCUGCUUUGCACGCUCUGCUUCAAGACCUAUACUAAUCCCACCGCUGGCUACAUCUAUCCCGUUUGGUUUGUUUCCAAGACUCUGGAGAUUAUGGCUCUGGGUCAACUGGGCUCCGAUCUGGCCUUUCAGACCGAUACGCUGAGCACCAUGUACUAUGAAUGCAACUGGGAGCAGGCUUUGUUUCACUCCAGUGACCCACAGGAGAACCUGCGUCUGCUUAAGGUCGUCCUGCUGGCCAUUGAGCUGAACAGCCAGCCUUUCUAUAUGACUGGCCUGAAAUACUUUCGUGUUAGUCUGCAGGCAGGCUUGAAGAUAUUGCAGGGCGCCUUUUCCUACUUUACGUUUCUCACUUCGAUGCGCUGA
Drosophila busckii is the source of this 1209-nucleotide messenger RNA. It is a transcript of the gene Or35a, whose product is annotated as odorant receptor 35a. Bases 1 to 1209 code for a protein of 402 amino acids. The transcript has 4 exons. Gene Ontology annotation, biological process: detection of chemical stimulus involved in sensory perception of smell; sensory perception of smell. NCBI's taxonomy places the organism in Eukaryota, Metazoa, Arthropoda, Insecta, Diptera, Drosophilidae. Gene Ontology annotation, cellular component: plasma membrane. Gene Ontology annotation, molecular function: odorant binding; olfactory receptor activity. The record is from RefSeq and is a predicted model, not a curated record.